Molecule: messenger RNA, 759 nt
Organism: Microthlaspi erraticum
Lineage: Eukaryota; Viridiplantae; Streptophyta; Magnoliopsida; Brassicales; Brassicaceae
Source: the annotation of a GenBank genome assembly
AUGUCGAAUUCGAGUAAGGAAACCCUAGAAGAUGAAAAGGGAAACAAAAUCCCGAACCAGCGAACCGAGCCGUCUCAGGAAUGGGAAACAAUGGCUCGAGCCUGGAUCACCGCCUUCCCCGACGCUAAGGCCGACGUCAGCUCCAGCGAAGUCGAGACUUGGAUCGGCUCCAAUUUCGACUCUCUGCCGGCGGAUCUCCGCGUCAUGCCUCGCUCCGAAGUCGUCGACCGCCUCCUCUCAAUGCAACAUUACAUGAGACCUCCUCCACCGGAUCACACCGAGCAAAAUGUGGAAGAGAAUAAUAAUAAUCAAUCGGAUCAACAUCCAGCUCGAUUUCAGAGGACGGAUCAGUGGUUACCAGUGUAUUCGUGGCUAGAGUCAUUGGACUAUGGAGAUUUGGUGAAAUCGAAGGAUAUCUCUGAAUGGCUCGAUGCGAAUCCAGAGGUUAAAGAAGAGCUCUCUUCGAGACAUUCUCGUUAUCAUUUGACUCAUUACGUUAAGAAAUGCCAUCUCAAGAUACUUAAAAGGAAGGAGAAGAAGGGAUUAAUCCGGCUGAGUAGAGAAACUGCAAUGGAAGUUCACAAAGAAUUUGGCGAGAAACACACAUCUUCCAUCUCUGAUCCAAUGAGCAACAUACCAAAAGACAGUGAUCUCUACCAUACAAAACAGAAGGAAGCUAAACGCAGAUUUGAGAUCUUGGUUGAUCUCGAGAAGAAACUUGCUCCACAUUUUUCAAGGCCUCGGAUAGCAAACAGAUGA